CAAACGUCAAAUUGACAGAUUGUCAGAUGGUGACAUAACCUGAAAAGGUGCAAAAUAUUUUAUUUUUUAUGUGAAUUAAACUCUGAAUUAAAAACUGUAAUAUAUAGCCUUAAAGAAUUCCUAUUGUUAGUUUAUUCAUGUGCCGGUCUUAAUAAGCUAUUGCUAUGUUACCAAGAAGAUUAAUUCAAGUUGCUGAGCUUGGAGCGGUUGGACUUACCGGCUAUUACGUUGGACUUAUAAAGAAUAAAAACAAUAUAACUGAUAACUCUGUUGUAAUUGAUGGUAAAAUUAUUCGACAUAUGCCUGGACUUCCUAUAUUUGGCACUGUAUCGGCGGCUACACCAUAUACAGAGAGUGGAUCUACAAGGAUUUCACAAAUAAUGAAAUAUGGUUUCCCCGGCAUGGACAACAUAAGAUCUUAUGAUGAUUUUGUUUUAUCAUAUGACAGACGGAACAGAGUACCACAUUGGGUAUUUGAACAUUUGACUAAACAACACAUAGAAAAAAAUGACCAAGUUGAUAGGAGUAAAUGUGAUUUUACAGCAGAUGAGAGCAUUCAUCCAUUCUUCAGGUCACAGAAUAGUGACUACAAAGGUUCAGGAUUUGACCGUGGGCACAUGGCGGCAGCCGGUAACCACCGAUUAGCACAAAAACAUGUUGAACAAACCUUCUAUCUCACCAACAUGGCACCACAGGUAGGUGAAGGAUUCAACAGACAUUCAUGGAAUCGUCUGGAAAAACAUGUGAGGAAAUUGACAAAAGUCUAUGAUAAUGUUUAUUGCUGUACAGGACCUCUCUAUCUGCCCAGGAAAGAAACAGAUGGUAAAUGGUAUAUUAAGUAUCAAGUGAUCGGAGCGAACACUGUCGCGGUUCCCACUCACUUCUACAAGGUGGUGGUGGGCGAAGCAUCUAAUGGCAGCCUUGACAUGGAGGCCUAUGUGAUGCCUAACCAGAAGAUACCUGAUGAAACACCCAUCUCUGCCUUUAUGGUACCACCAGAGACUAUAGAAAAAGCUGCUGGGCUGUUAUUCUUUGACAAAAUCCAUAGAAGUAAAUUAAGUAAAAUCAAUGGACGUAAAGCGUGAUUUAGUACAAUUUAUGUAAUGUUACAUAAUGAUCUUAUUUAUACUAUACUAGUGAAUUGAUUGUAAAUAAAAUUAG
Messenger RNA from Papilio polytes (common Mormon), 1161 nucleotides. RefSeq names its product endonuclease G, mitochondrial (gene EndoG). Gene Ontology annotation, biological process: apoptotic DNA fragmentation. Gene Ontology annotation, cellular component: nucleus; mitochondrial inner membrane. The record is from RefSeq and is a predicted model, not a curated record. The coding region runs from base 165 to 1085 and encodes 306 amino acids. The transcript has 6 exons. Gene Ontology annotation, molecular function: metal ion binding; nucleic acid binding; RNA endonuclease activity. Lineage: Eukaryota; Metazoa; Arthropoda; Insecta; Lepidoptera; Papilionidae.